UUUUAAUGUAUUACAAUAUUGAUGAUAUUUUGUGUGAAGAUCAUCUUGUAGAAUGUAGAUUAGAAGUUGAUUUGUAUAAGGGAAUAUUUUUAGAUAAAGAAGCACAUAUAGAAGAUGGAAAUUUAUAAAGAGGACAUGUUAUGAAAUUACCAUUUUGGAUGGCAAAAAUAAUGUCUGAAUAAGAAUAUGAUGGGAUUUAAUUAGUAUAAGUUGAAAUAUUGGAAAUAUUUGAAGAUGAAAUAUAAAAACAUUUAGAUGCAGAUCCAACAAUAGUGAAUCUUAAAUAAUAUUCACCUUAUUAUUAUUAAUUAGGAUUUAAAAUGGCUGAUAUGAUUCCAAAUGAAAUUAGAUUAGAAGGAUUUAGAGGAGCAAAUAAACUUAGAGAAACAUUAAUUGAGACUCUAAAAAAGAGGUAUGAUAUAAUGAUAUAAGAUCAAUUUAGGUGAUUUUUCAAUUAGUUUAAUCCAAAUUAGAAGAAUUGAAUAUAUUGACUGAAGAUGAAAAAUAAAAUUUCUAUCUAUCUAAAGGAAUCAAAUUGUAAUAUGAAAAAUGGGAAUAAAGAUUGACUAGGAGAUAAAAAAAUGAUAUCCCUAAUAAAAAACUUAAAGAAUUAUGA
This is a messenger RNA of Paramecium sonneborni, 616 nucleotides long. The record is from the annotation of a GenBank genome assembly. NCBI's taxonomy places the organism in Eukaryota, Ciliophora, Oligohymenophorea, Peniculida, Parameciidae.